AUGGACACCGAACAACCCCCUCAGCCAUCUCACCUCAGGAGUCCGACCAUCGAUUCAUCCCUUCACACCCCGUUACAUAGGAGGAGGUCUGAGUCGGAUCUUACUGAUCAUACCCGAGGACAUAUACCCCCUACAGCCCGAGUCGAUGGACAUCGUUACACGCCUUUUCUACCCUCCGAGCUCUUAGAGCGACCAGUUCGAUUCACAUCUUACACCGAAGAGUUCUUUUCUCAAUGUCAUAUAUCCGAUGUACGAGUGGUCUCCACGCCAAACUUACCUUCUAGUACACUUCAUCUUACAACUUUCCUUUAUCGACCUCACUCUUCCAUAGCGGCCUAUCAUCCUCAGAUACGAAGUUGGUACAAGAAUCCCAGGGAUAAAAAUAAAUGGAUAGUUGAUGAACCUCCCAAAAGGAAAUUCAAUCAACUACCUUUCCAUUUCAUGGAAUGGAUAUAUACAUGUCUCCCGAUACAUCAAGAUCGAGUGAACUUCGCCCAGACAUCUUCCAAACCUAUGCAAGCUUAUUUCAAAAUACGCUGCCACAAGUAUGGAUUCGGUAAACCGUUACUCGAAGUAACAAAGAAGACUUGGAUUCAAGUUUGGAACGAAGUGAGGGAUCAUUGGAAGACUUGUGAUGUACCUUAUUGUACGAAUGCAGGAAGGAAUUUAGGAGAUAUGCCUUUCUCUCCUCCCAUCAGCGUAGAAACUUCCCUAUCACCUUCCGGAGAAGCUACACCGUGGUCGACAGAUACCAGUAUUAGCCUUUCACCAGAAACAUCACCAAGUCAACUGGAUAUCGCACCAACCUACUAUCAACAGACAAUCACUGCAAAUCCUCUGAUUGAAUAUUACAUCCAGUCAGAGGGGCAGGUCGGACCCGAUAAAUUCCUGAGUUGUCGAUUCCGGAAAUCAAGGAAGAGGACCAGUCUGAAGGAGGUUAAGGACCGCAUCAGCGAUUUCCUCCAUCGCCGACCACAUCACCUCACGCCCCCACCGGAAAACCUUCAUGAUCAUCCUUCUCUCGCUUACGCACUUUUUAACGAUCCGCCACAGUUAUCUCUUGUGGUCAAAGUCAAUAUCGUUUCGAGAAAUUGGGGUGAGAUAAGAUAUGGAUACUAUGUUCUGCACAAUGCGGAUGGAAUCACACUACUGGAUGCCAUGCAUUCAUUACAGCUGAGUAUGAACCAGAACAUCAAGCGUUUUCAGAAGAUCCCAAUGUACCAAGAGAUGCUGGAUGAGGAUGAAUACAAAGCUGCUCGGGAUACCUCAGCUUAUCUGCGGAUGAAGAGGUCAUUUAGCAGGAAAGUUCAGAAGUUCGCCUUACGAACUCGACCUCGAUCUGUUGUUAAUGAUGUCAGAUAUCUUGGAUAUUCAGAUGAGCAAUCAAAAGCGGACUUGUCAGGGCGAUAUAGAGAUUGGGCAGAGUUCGAAAUAUGGUUCGCCGCUCAACCUGUUCCAGCUCCCUUCAUCGAUAAGUUUUCUAACUGGUCAGGAAGAGUCCGAAAGAAGAAUAUCGCACCAUGGAACCAACUCCAUCUGAUGUCUGGUAGUGCAUUACAAGUAUUGAGUAAUUCAGCUUUGCCGGACUUCGUCCUUCAACAAACCAAUCUUCCGCCAGUUUCCGAAUCACCAUGGGAUGCUAUCGACCUACCUCCCAUUCCUGAAACUGGAUUUUUCCCACGAGAAGGACCCAUAUUUGAUUCACCCACAGAAAUCACUCCUCCUCCUGAAGCUUCAGGAUCCGGUAUCCCUCAUGGCACGUCAAAAACUCCUAAAAGGAAACACUACCGUUUCCCCGCUGGACGAAAUAUUGACUCCAGAUAUCCUGUUUCGCCCAAUGAAAGUGAAGAAUCGGACUUACUACAAACUCCUCAUCAGCCGUCCAGCAGCUCCUCGAGUCCACGAGAGAUCAUAUCUGCCUUACAACGGGGACAGGAAGUACAUGGGGGACAAGAGGAAGAAGAAGAAGCUGUCACUACUGGAUAUGCGAGUUCCGGAAAGACAUACUCUCCGCCGCAGAAACCGGAAGGGUACGUUCCUGUGCCGACUCCGAGAAGGAGAGUACCACUUAAUCCUAUUCAGGAGUUAUCUGGUUCUGGGGGAGAGGCAUCAAGCACAGGAGGGGCAUUGCAGCUUGGUGAUAUGUUAGAAGGAACACGGCAACAAGAGAAACAGGGUGGUGGUGAGGAGGCUCCGACGUCGCAAGCUGGUCAAGAUGUGUCUGUUGCCUCAUCGUCAAGUAUACAACAAAGUGGUGGAGCGACUCAGCCACCAGCUCGAUCUCAACCUCCUUCUCGAUCGGAUAGUCCGUCCAAUGAUCAAAGUGGACCGUCAUCAAAGCCUGGGAAUCAAAAUAUGCCUUAG
Messenger RNA from Kwoniella mangroviensis CBS 8507, 2364 nucleotides. RefSeq lists its product as uncharacterized. The transcript is spliced from 9 exons. The record is from RefSeq and is a predicted model, not a curated record. Lineage: Eukaryota; Fungi; Basidiomycota; Tremellomycetes; Tremellales; Cryptococcaceae. Bases 1 to 2364 code for a protein of 787 amino acids.